UCUGUGAGCGCAGGGCAGACAGGCAGAGUGUAAAAUGGCGCACAGCUGUCGGUGGCGGUUCCCCGCUCGGCCCGGAGGGAGCAGCAACUCCGGUACCGGGAGGAGAGCGGGCCGAAUCAGGGUUACUGCCUCUCUGCGGAGUGUCUCGGGAGGCCACCCCAACGCAGCUGGGCUCGGACCCGGGUUUGAUGCUGCACUACAGGUCUCUUCGGUCAUCGGGAGCAACCUGCAGAAAUUUCGGGAUGUUUUGGGGGAAUCGAGCGACUCGAGCAGCGGGGAGGAUGAAGCAUUUGGAGGAUUUGGGAUGGUUGACGAGCAGAAAAGAGUACAGUGCACUUCAACAACCUCUUCAGAGGGCCCACCCAUACAAGAGAAGAAGCCCAGAGGCCGACCACCACGGGCCCUGACUGCCCAGAAAGCUGCUACAAGUCUACCUUCCCCUUCUUCACUUCCCACCCCCACACAGACAAAACCUGAGGGUCCAGAAAGGCCAGCUGACAAGGUAAAAAGGUUGCCUGGGAGGCCACCUGGCACUGGGGAAAAGAGAAGAGGUCGACCCCCAUCUUCAAGUAGCAAGAAAGCUUGGAGUACAGGCAGCCAUGCAGCAGGGGAUGACGGUAGGCAGGCUGGGUCUGAGUUGGGCAUGGACACAGAGGAGGACACAGACAGAAAGGGUGCCAAGAGGAUGCCACUUGCCUCUACUCAGCCUCAUGACAGUGAGGCAAAGCUUCCCAAAGGGGGGCGGGGGGAAUCCAAAGUUACCAACCUGAAGAGGCUAAGAGCAACUAAACUUACCCCUCUCAAGGCACGGCUUAAGACUUUGCCUGGUGUACCCCGACGGAGACGUGGGCGACCACCCUCUGCUGAGCGGCUCAAAGCUGAGGCAGCAGCUGCUGCUGCUGCUGCAGCACAGCUCUCUACCUCUAUUGAAGGUGGGGAAGGGAAAAGCAAGGCCUUUAGGGCCAGAGGAGGUGACAGAGGUGCAGAACCACAUACUCCACAGCAGUUGAUGCUGAGGAAUGUAGAUGGAGCUGAGGACCAGGACUCUUCCAAUCCACCUGCCUCCCCAUCUUCCUCUAAGCCAGGCAAGACUGUGGGCCUCAGAAAAAGCCCUCGCCAUAGAAAGCCUGUCAGAAUUGUGCCUCCUUCUAAACGCACUGAUGCAACCAUCGCUAAACAGCUGCUGCAGCGAGCAAAGAAAGGAGCACAGAAGCGAAUGGAGAAAGAAGCUGUAUCCAUAGGGGGCAGUGGGACAGGAGCCAUAGAAGCUGGCAUCAGGAAGACACAACUGAAGAACAUCAGACAGUUUAUCAUGCCUGUGGUCAGCACUGUUUCCCUUCGCAUCAUCAAAACCCCUAAGCGUUUCAUUGAAGAUGAGGGCAGCUUUGGAAUGCCACCACCACAUAUGAAGAUGCCACGGUUAGAAAGCAACCCCUCAUCUGUCUCUGCAUCUGCCCCACUCACCUCCACCACCACCACUUCCUCACUGUCUCCUGCGCUGGUCUCUACACCUGCUGUUACUAGCACUGGUACCUCUGCUCAAAAUGACUCCCUCCCCCCUCCUACACCUACUGCCCCUAUCCCUGCAGUUCCAUCAACUGCUGCCAGUCUGCUCAACAAUGACAACACCAACAAUGCCACCAAUGGGCGAUUUAGCAGUAGUGCGGCAUCUUGUGGCUCAAGUGCUGUGUCGCAGCAUUCCUCCCAGCUCUCCUCUGCAGAGUCUUCCAGAUCCAGCAGCCCAAGCUUGGAUGACUCAUCAUGUGACUCCCAGGCUUCCGAGGCCACACAGGCUUUGUCAGAGCCAGAGGAUCAUUCUCCGUCCUCGCAAGGAGAGAGGGAGGGCAACCUGUUGCACAGCUCACGGCCUCCUUCCCCUCCCUCUGAGCCAGAGCCUGAGCAUGAGCAUGUGCCGGCAGAGAGGAGUCGACGGGGCCGGAGAGAAUCAGCAGUUGGCCGGGGAGGUCAGAGCCAGAGAGUGAGAGAGACUCUCACCUCUGGGCCUAAAAAGCCCAUCAUCAGCCCACCAACAGGAGUGCUGAUGUCCUCCUCUACACUUGUAAAUUCCCAGCAAGCUUCAUCCACAGCUUCCUCCUCUUCUUCACCUCCACCUCCCCCUCUCCUCACCCCUCCACAGCCUCUACAGUCAGCUUCCUCCAACACAGCUGCUAUUAGUGAACACCACUCGCAGUCCCCCUGGAUGCCUCAUUUUCUGUCUGGCCCGUCAGUGCUGUCCAGCUUGGCAGACAAACGUAGCCGCUCAAUUUUGAGGGAGCCCACCUUCCGUUGGACAUCCCUGUCCCACCCUGAACAUCAGUACUUUUCCUCUGCUAAAUAUGCCAAGGAAGGCCUCAUUCGUAAGCCUGUAUUUGACAACUUCCGUCCUCCCCCUCUCACAGCUGAAGAUGUUGGGAUGUUGCCCCAAAGUGUUAGUGGAGCAGGAGGAGCUGCUCCAGUGGCAUUCCCGGCACCAGGCAGUGGAGCAGCAACAGGAACUCGUCUAUUUGCCCCUCUUCACAGCCAUACCCACCACCAACAUCCCUCCUCAUCCCGCUUUGAUGCACCACUCCAGAAACGCAGCCCAUUGCUCCGCGCUCCACGCUUUACACCCAGUGAGGCCCACUCAAGGAUAUUCGAGUCUGUUACCCUGAAGUCAUCCUCUGGGAGCAUCUCUGGCUCUAUCUCCCCACACCAGUCAUCCUCUGGCUCCAACAGAUCCUCGCGGCGCAGGAGGCGACUUGUCACUGGAACGCUACGUGGCCACCCGCGGUCUCCUUCUCAUUCAAUGACCAGACGCAGCAGCCAAAUUGGAGGCCAGAUAUCUGUGAGGAAAGGCUCCUCUGAGAGGUCUGUGCUGAUGGGCUCUGUCUCAAGUAGUAACCCCAGCUCAUUGCCAGGGGUCUCUACAAGUCCACUAGCCACUAGUGCCUUAACUCCUGCUUCUUUCAGCACCUUCUCUACUGUAUCCCUGAGUCUGGCCUCACAAGGGACACCUGAAAGCAGGAGGGGAGCUGCUGGAAACCCACCACCUUUGUCAACUACAUCAGCCACUUCUUCCCCACUUUUCCCUAUCUUUCCUUCCAGUGCCCAGGACACAGGCAGAGGAGCUGGUAAAGGAGGUAAAGAAAAAAGCUCCCCAGCUCCCCAGGAACCUGCGCCCAUGGAAAAAGAAAGGGAUUCAGAGAAAAACAGAGAGAAAGAGAAGGAGAAUAAGAAGGAAGGGAGGAAAGAUGGGAGGGACUUAGAAGAUGCUCUUUUAUCUCUUGCUCCAAAAAAGGCUCCAGGGAGAAAAAAAUCGACCUCAGUUGACACGGUUUCUGACACUGCCUCCUCAGAGGUACGUGGACCCCAUUCCUCUGUUCCUGUGUCCAUCGCUAAAGGACGCUUACCUAAAAAAGGUAGACCCUCUGAGAAAGGACCAGAAAUGGAGGAUGCAGAAAAGGAGAAGGAGAAACAAAGUGCUCCUAACCAGCAGACGGCAAGCCCUCAAGGGCAGCCGGGCAGACAACAGCUUCCUGUCUCCUCUCUUGGAUCAGUGUUGGACAUAGCAGAGAAACAGCCUGUGAGUGACAAGCGGGUAGUCGGACUACUGAAGAAGGCCAAAGCACAGCUCUUUAACUUGAACAAGAGUAAGCUGAAGCCUGCAGACCAGACCAAGGUCCAGGGUCAAGAGAGUGACUCGUCAGAGACCUCAGUCCGUGGUCCACGCAUCAAGCAUGUAUGUCGUCGUGCAGCUGUGGCUCUUGGCCGUAAUCGGGCAGUCUUUCCUGAUGAUAUGCCCACACUUAGUGCCUUGCCCUGGGAGGAGAGAGAGAAGAUCCUAUCUUCCAUGGGGAAUGAUGACAAGUCAUCAGUAGCAGGUUCUGAAGAGGCAGAGCCUCAAUCCCCUCCCAUAAAGCCACGAGAAACACGUCAAAAGUCCAUUCAAGAAGCUCCUCCCAAGAAGGGACGUCGGUCGCGACGCUGUGGCCAAUGCUCAGGCUGCCAGGUUCCAGAGGAUUGUGGUGUCUGUACUAACUGUCUUGACAAGCCUAAGUUUGGAGGACGAAACAUUAAAAAGCAAUGCUGCAAGAUGAGGAAGUGUCAGAAUUUGCAGUGGAUGCCCUCAAAGAUGUUUCUUCAGAAGCAAGGCAAAAGUAAGAAGGACAAGAAAAAGUACAGGUUGUCUGAGAGGAGAGAGGGUCUCAAUCCGGGUAAAGGAGUGAACUCAGAGUCUGCCCCUAAGUUGUCUCCUGCACCACCCAAGGAAGAGCCCCCUCGCAGAAAGAGUGAAACUCCUCCUCUUAAGCUGGGAGAGGAGAAGUCAAGGCAGCAACCAUCCUCAAAGCAAUCAUCUCCCACCCUCACAUCUUCCCCUGCCCCUGCUGAUUCACCUCAGACCCCCAGCACAGUCACAGCCCAGGCUCCAUCUCCAGCCCCAACACCAGAGCCUAAACAGGUCUCUGUCAUGGCUAGUGUCACCAGUAAGAAGGGACAAAAAUCACAUCUGCCUAUACCAACAUCCUUCUCUUCGUCAUCCUCCUCUUCCUUGUCGUCUUCUUCGUCAUCGUCAUCAUCCUCAUCCUCCUCGUCAUCUUCAGCCCAGAAUUCCCCCUCCCAGUCUACGCAGUCUCAUCAAGCACCCCAACAGCAACAACGGGCUCUUACGAGUCAGACAUCUCCAAAAAAAGAUGCUUCACCCAAGAUUCCUCUUAACGAGUCCAAGAAGAAGCCCCAGCAGCACUCGUUGCAACAGCAGAGCGCCAAUACAAAUAUUUCAGAUACAGUCGAAUCAAAAACGUUGAAGAAGCCAACUUCUCGUAUUGUUCCUCCAUCUCCCAAACAGAGACCAAAAGACAAGCCGCUGACCACUAAACCCCCUGGCAGCAGUACUUUAAACUGGCUGAGCACUCCCUCGACUAGGGGCCAGACGAAGUCCAGAGCGCCCUGCGACGGAGUGCAUCGUAUCAGAGUGGAUUUCAAGAAGGACCAUGAUGUGGAGAAGGUGUGGGAGGCAGGUGGCCUCAGCCUGCUCACCUCCAUGCCGGUCACACCCAGGGUGCUCUGCUUCUUAUGUGCAAGCAGCGGUAAUGUUGAGUUUGUCUUCUGUCAGGUAUGCUGUGAACCGUUCCAUCUCUUUUGCCUGGGGGAAUCGGAGCGCCCUCUAAAGGAGCAGAUUGAGAACUGGUGCUGUCGACGGUGUCGAUUCUGCCAGGUCUGUGGGCGCCAGCACCAGAAAACUAAACAGCAGCUGCUCGAGUGCGAUAAGUGCCGCAACAGCUAUCACCCGGAGUGCCUGGGUCCCAACCAUCCAACCAGACCCACCAAGAAGAAGAGAGUCUGGGUUUGCACCAAGUGUGUGCGCUGUAAGAGUUGUGGAGCCACUAAACCUGGGAAGUCCUGGGAUGCCCAAUGGUCGCAUGACUUCUCCAUGUGUCAUGACUGUGCCAAACUCUUUGCUAAAGGGAACUUCUGCCCACUGUGUGAUAAGUGCUAUGAUGAUGACGAUUAUGACAGCAAGAUGAUGGAGUGUGGUCGUUGUAACCAUUGGGUUCAUGCCAAGUGUGAAAAUCUGACAGAUGAAAUGUAUGAGCUACUGUCAAAGCUGCCAGAGAGUGUUGCCUACACUUGUACCAAAUGUACUGAACGCCAUCCGGCCGAGUGGAGGACGGCGCUAGAGAGGGAGCUUCAGGGCUGCAUUCGCCACGUCCUCACUGCACUGCUCAACUCGCGUACAUCCACACACCUGUUGCGUUACAGACAGGCGGUGAAGCCUCCGGAUCUGAACCCAGAGACAGAGGAGAGUCUUCCGUCCCGUCGUUCCCCCGAGGGCCCAGAUCCUCCAGUCCUGACUGAAGUCACCUCCACACCUUCCAGUGACUCCCCUCCAGACCUGGACAAUGUUGAGAAAAAGAUGGAUCAAGGCCGCUACAAUUCAGUGCUGGAGUUUAGUGACGACGUUGUGCGAAUCAUUCAAACGGCCAUCAAUGGUGACGGUGGCCAGCCGGAGAGCAGGAAAGCCAACAGCAUGGUCAAGUCUUUCUUUAUUCGGCAAAUGGACCGGAUCUUCCCAUGGUUCAAAGCGAAAGAGUCCAGGUUCUGGGAAAGGCAAAAAGUCUCUGCCAACAAUGGGCUCCUCCCGAAUGCUGUGCUGCCUCCAUCCCUGGAUCACAACUACGCCCAGUGGCAGGAGAGACAGGAGCUUUCCCGCGCUGAGCACCCCCACCUCGUGAAAAAGAUCAUACCAGCUCCCCGACCCAAAACCCCCGGUGAACCAGAUUCUCCAGCCUCCCCGCCUCCUCUCCCUCCCUCUCUACCACCACCACCUCCACUCCUAUCUGAUCGUGAAGACAGCCCAGAGCUCCCUCCGCCGCCGGGUGUUAUUGAUAAUAGGCAGUGUGUUCUGUGUCUGAAAUAUGGAGACGAGAACACUAAUGAGGGUGGCAGGCUGUUGUACAUCGGCCAGAAUGGGUGGACCCAUGUGAACUGUGCGCUGUGGUCUGCUGAGGUGUUUGAGGAUGAUGAUGGCGCACUGAAAAAUGUUCAUAUGGCUGUUCUCAGGGGAAAACAGCUGCACUGUGAGAAGUGUCAAAAGCCAGGGGCUACCGUUGGCUGCUGCCUCACCUCAUGCACCAGUAACUACCACUUCAUGUGCGCCCGCCAGUGCCAUUGCAUCUUCCUGGAGGACAAGAAGGUCUAUUGUCCAAAGCACAGGGACCUCAUCAAGGGAGAAGUGGUGUCUGGGUUUGAGGUAACCCGCAGGGUCCUGGUGGACCUGGAGGGAAUCAGUCUCAGGAGGAAGUGGCUUGCAGGACUGGAGCCUGAAAAUGUCCACACGAUGAUAGGCUCCAUGACCAUUGAUUGUUUGGGGACACUGACUGAACUGUCAGACUGCAAACGCAAACUCUUUCCUGUAGGAUACCAGUGUUCAAGGGUAUACUGGAGUACUUUAGAUGCUCGAAAGCGCUGUGUGUACACCUGUAGGAUCCUAGUUUGUCACCCUCCAGUGGUAGAAACUGACCUGAAGAACAUGAUGGCUUCCGAGGAGAAUCGUACAAUAGCACACAGCCCACCUACCAUAGCAGACUUUCCUGAUCCAUUUGAAUCCCCGAGGCGUUCUGACACCCUUUCCCCCACCAACACCCCCAAGCUCAGGGUUUACUCAAGGAAUCGACAUCCCAGCUACCCCCCAUGUCAGCGCUCCCUAGGCCCCAGGCCCAUGCCCUCUCCAGGAGGUACCUCUCAGCCUCAAAGCCAUGAGAUUGUGACAGUAGGAGACUCCUUGGUGAACCCCGGCAUGCGGAAUAUUGACUCACGUCGCCACAGCUCCCCUCCAUUCUCUCCUCCUCCCCUCCACCUGAACAGACAGAGAGGAGUGACCUCCCCAACUCAGUUUUUGUCACGACCCCUUACUUCUCCCCCUCCACUCAUCCCUUCACCUGCCAGAGACCCAGAAAAGUCCAAACACCCCAGCAAAGACUCGGCAAAGAGUCCAGUCCAGAGAGAUGAUGACAGAGUAAGACUGUUCUCCACAGACAGAAACAGACUGCGAGAAACCAGAGAUCAAGGGCAGAGAGAUCAUGACAAGGGAAGAAUGUCAAGUCGAGAUCAAACUUCUAAAGAUUCUGAGAAGAACAGAUCGUCCAGAGAGCUGGCGCAAAAAGACGCAGACAAGGGCGAACAACCAGCCAAAGAGCCGGAAAAGAGGAGGUCACUGAGUAAAGACUCUGGUCUAAAAGAAUCUGAGAGGGGAAGACCUCUCAGUCGAGAUUCAGAAAAGGGGAGACAAGUAAACAGAGACUUUGAGAAGGGGAGACAGGCAAGCAGAGAGUCAAGCAAUAGAGAAACAGAUAAGAGCAAAUCAUUCUCUAGAGAUUCCAGCUAUAAGGAUGUGGACAAAACAAAGUCACUCAAUAGAGAUUCUGGGUUUAGGGACUCUGAUAAACAUAGACAAUACAGCAGAGAAACAGGAAAAGACUCAGGCCAAGUUAAAGACAGACCCUCUAGUAGAGACUCUGACAAGGGUCGACCUCCAUCUAGAGACUCCAGUUACAGAAGCACAGAGAGAAACAAAGAUUCUGGCUCAGGGAAAGAUAGUAACCCUGGCACUCAGUCCAAACAGGCUGGAGGUGAGAGUAAGAGCCCCAGACUGGCACCUGCGUGUUCAGGCCAGUCCUCCCCUCCUGUGGGCACUGCUGUUCUCACAGGCCAGCAGAGAGUUGGCAGCACCAAGCAGAUGGACAAGCAAGGGAAACACGGAGGUAAAGACCAGGAUGUUUCUGCAAGCCUCAGCUUGUUGCCUCGUCACCGCUCGACCCCCACCUCCAACAUUGUCCAGUCUAAAGAUAAGCCCAGCUCAGGGAAGGAGAGUAGUAGUGGCACUGGAAAUAUAACAUCAGCGCCACACCAUAAGGACUCUGUUGUUGGGAAAUCUGGCUCCACACAGCCUUCAUUUCAGAAGUCCAGUGUAAAGAAAUCAAAUGAUUACUCUUCAGGUUCAGCCUCGGCAGUGGUUAUGAAGCCUCUGUGGCCAUCUAGGACAUUAGCGGAAGAUGACGUGGUCAAGCGAGGCUCCUUGCACCUGGUCUCACCAGCUGGAGCCUCAGCUGCCAAAGACAAACACCCCAAAGUUAAGACAGCAGGCAGCAGAGAGGUGUCCAAAGACCGUGAAAAAGACAAGACUCUCCAAAACAACAACAACAACAGCAGCAACAAAAUUCCCAUCAUCAACAAUAAUACUAAAGCCACAGCUGGCUCCAACACACAUGUUUCAAACCCCAGUUCCCACAACAGCAGCAACAGCAAAGCUCCAGUGCUAGGAAACAGCACCAAAGUCCAUGGGAAGUCUCAACAUGGGGAUAAGCAUGAGAACCAGGGAGGAGACAGAUCCUCCUUAAAGAGCAGAGAGAAUUACUCUGAGAAGAAGAACAUCUCCUCUGUGGAUUUACAGCAGCUGCAGCAGGCUGGUUUAGCUCCAGAGAAAGGAGUGAAGACAUCUUUCCAGUCUCACUCUAAACAAACAAACAACCAGCUGCCGUCAUCUAGAGAGAAAAAGCGACCAGUUAAACCCCCCAUUGUAACUCCACUGAAGAGUGAUAUCAAGACUGACCCUAAUGGGACCAUUUCUUCUUCUUCUUCCUGUUCCACGACCACUACCUCCACCAUUUCUCCUGCUGGCCAGGGGACCCGUUCUGCAGGCUCUACUCUCUUUUCCUCACCGUCCGGUAGCAGCAGUGACAGCUCAGAAUCUGACACCCAGACUCAGACAGAGGACGACGACGUGCACAAGGACCACUCACGCAGUGAGCUCAGAGACCACCAUGGCCUCCUCACACAAGGCCCCGAGGAUGAGGGUGACGGCCCGGAUGACGACCAUGACAGGGGUCUGGAUGACAAACAUCAUGAGGAUGACAGUGAUGGAUCAGGCUCAGCCAAGAGGCGGUACCCUCGACGCAGUGCCCGUGCACGAUCAAACAUGUUUUUUGGCCUCACGCCUUUCUAUGGGGUUCGCUCAUACGGUGAAGAAGACCUUGCCUUCUAUGGUGGCGGUGAUGGAACCGGGGCUGUGGUUAAGAGGAGGACCGGUGGCCGCAAGAAGUCAGCUGAGGGGCAGGUAGAUGGAGCAGAUGAUAUAAGCACCACCUCUUCGUCAGGGGACAGUGGUGAGGAUGAAGACAGCGCAAUGAUACACAGGGGUAAAGACCCUUACUACUACAACUUCACCCGAACUGUGAUCAACCCUGGUGAGGGCCUACCGUCUAUAGAAGGGAUAGACCAGUGUCUUGGACGGGGCUCACAGCUUCAGCGCUUUCUAAAAGAUGAGGAGCAGCAACAACAGAGGGCUCAAGGAAAAGCUGAAGAGGACAUGCUGAGUGCUUUGACAUUAGGCAAGCAGCGUAUUGGGCAGCUUGAUGGCGUUGAUGAUGGCUCUGAGAGCGAUACGAGCAUCUGCACCACCAGCACCACAACUACUACCACCACAUCCUCUACCACCCCACCUAAGAGCACUCCUAAGAGAAGGGGCAGAGAAAGACACACUGAGAAACAUGACUCUCAUGACUCGAACAAGGAGGCAGACAACAGUGCAGUGAGUAGUAACACCCGAGAAGGAAGAAAAAACCAGAAAGAAAAUUGCCUUCCUCUAGGAGUCGGCGUCAAGUCGCAGCCCCAGAGUCAGGGUCAAGAUCCUCUCGAGGCCCAACUUUCUCUUAGCACAGACCUACUCAAAUCAGACUCGGACAACAACAAUAGUGAUGACUGUGGGAACAUUUUGCCUUCAGACAUCAUGGAGUUCGUUUUGAACACACCCUCAAUGCAGGCUCUGGGUCAGCAGUCUGAGCCGUCCUCCUCGGAGCUGCUGCUUGAUGAGGGUUAUGUUGGGGUGGAUGUCAACCGGCGCAAAGACAUUCUGUUUGACGACUUCUCCCAGCCGCUGCCAAGUGCUGAGAGUGGAGGUGUAGUGGAGAGUAGCGUGAACAGCUCCAUAUCUGUAGAGGAGCCAUAUCUUCCUCUGGAGCUGCCCUCUGAUCUCUCUGUCCUGACCACACGCAGCCCGACUGUCAGCACCAGUCAGAACCACACUGCUGGAAGUCUCAUCUCAGAUACCUCAGACCGCACCAUGCUCAGCUUGACCUCUGACCCAGAGACCAUCAGUGCAGAAAAGAGUGGGGACAAGAAAAGAGCAGGGUCAGGUGUGUCACCAUCUGAGAAUCAGCAUGAUGCUCCAACUGUCCCUGAAGGUCACAUGACUCCUGAGCAGUUUAUUCCAAGUCCUGCUAUUGGCCAGGUCGUUGACCCUCCAGGUAACCAGGACAUUCCAAGGACUUCUGGCACACCGGGUUUGCCAAGUUCUCCCUCCCUGCCUCUUCAGGGUCAGAAGUACCUCCCAGCAUCAGCUGCAACACAGGGCAGCCCGAGUUCAGUCCCUGGACCAGGACCGUCCCAGACUCAGGUUUCCAGUCCGGCACUCAUCAAACCAGGCCCUGACAAACUCAUUGUUGUCAAUCAACAGUUCCAGCCCCUCUAUGUCCUUCAGACUGUCCCGAAUGGUGUCACCCAAAAAAUAAGUGCUACAGGAGUGAUGGAUACCAGCUCUCCUACAGUGCUGAGCUCUAUGACACUCACCACAGGGUUGAAUACUGGUUUAUCCACAGCCCAGCCAAUAUUUCCUACUGGUGGCAAAGUCCUGGGCACCAUGUCUCACCCCUCUCAUAUUCACACCUUUACUGGAGCUGCACAGGCAGGUUUCCAAACUGGAAUCCCCAGCACCACCUCAGGGCUUCUCAUUGGGUUGCCCUCUCAGCCCCAUGACCAAUCCCAGAUUUUGGUCUCAGAGGCAAGUCGACCACAUGAGUUGGGACCCAAUGUUGCUAUAGUGUCCAGUCCCUCUUCCCUCACUUCCUCACAGACAGCACUCGCCUCUGCUCACGGCAGAAAGAGGCCCAUCUCUCGUCUUCAGCCGCGUAAAGGCAAAAAGUUGGCCCGCUGCCGUAGUCAGCCUACUCUGGCCCCGUCUGAAGUGGGACCUCCUAACAUGACCCUUAUCAACCUGUCUUCCCCUCAGAUCACUGCAAGCAUCCCUGGCCAACCUGGUGGCCUGGUUGAGUUAACCUCCCUCUCUGCUACUCAGCGCAAGGUUCCAAAUAUCAUCAAGAGACCAAAAUCAGGUGGGGUUAUGUACUUGGAUCCCACUACUCUAAUUCAGCAGAGGAUUCCUGGUACUGCUCAGCCUGGGAUCCUGGGUCACGAUUCCUCUACGCAUCUCCUGCCGUGCACAGUCUCUGGUCUCAACCCCAGUCAGUCAGUGUUGAAUGUCGUGUCUGUGCCCUCUAGUGGUGCUGCUGGUCUUCUUGCCCCAGGAUCAGUCUCCCUCUCAACCCCUGUUCUGAGCUCUACUGAAAUCACAGGACCAAUUAGCAGUCUCCUGUUUAAGGCAAGUCCGCGUGGCCUGGGCCUGUCAGAUCAGCCAAUGGUCCUUCAAUCAGCAGGGGGAGCUCCUCUGAUGUCACAGCUUAGCUCUUCGGUGCAGACGUCCAUAGCCAGUAGCAUCUGCGUUCUGCCCUCCCAACAGACCAUCAGCAUGGCUGUCAGCCAUCAAGGAGAGAGCGAAUGCAGUAAUAUCCACUUACAGCAUCAGCCUGUUAACAGAAUGCAGAGUUUGGAUUCCUGUUCAACCACCACUGUUACUUUAGCCACCUGCACAGCCACCCCUCUGAGCCCUGCCAAGGGGCGUGUUGUUGGAGUGUUCACACAAACCUCUGCACACUCGCAGAGCAGCAGAACCACUCCUAUUUCAAGAUCAUCAGAACAAAGGCCUGUUUACUCACACACAAUCAUGUCUACAGCAAGAACAGGUUCAGGAACAGAAAAGGGCAAACAGAAAUCCAAGAGGAGCAGACAGAGUUCAGACACAAACAGCGGGAAGAAGCUCAAGGGCUCUCGGGCAGAGGAUCAUCACAGCAACCCUGCAGGACGACUUCCAACAAACCCAAGUUCCAAAGAACUGGUCUCCCCUGAACCCAUGGACACCGGGAAACCUGCAGAUAAGGCAACCAGCAAGGGUGUUCUUGCUAAAAAGAAGACAUCUGAGGGUUCUGUUUUACCGGGGAGAGUUGUGGGAAAAGACAAAGCAUCUGCAGCUUUAGGAGCAGGGUCUCUUCUGGUCGCUUCACCCCCAGACCAGGAUGGGAACAGCAGGGACACCGGCGUGGACAGCAAACCCAAGAAAGGCAUCAUCUUUGAAAUCUGCAGUGAGGACGGCUUCCACAUCCGCUGUGAGAGUAUUGAAGAGGCUUGGAAAUCUCUGACUGACAAAGUGCAGGAAGCUCGCUCCAACGCAAGACUCAAAGAGCUUUCUUUUGAAGGUGUGAAUGGACUGAGGAUGCUGGGAGUCGUCCAUGAGGCAGUGGUCUUCCUGCUGGAGCAGCUGUAUGGCUCCAGACACUGUCGGAGCUACCGCUUCCGCUUCCACAAACCAGAGGAAACCGAUGAACCUCCCAUCAACCCCCACGGCUCGGCUCGUGCAGAGAUCAACCACAGGAGGUCUGUCUUUGACAUGUUCAAUUUCUUGGCCUCAAAACACCGCCAGCCUCCUGAGUACAGGCCGCAUGAAGACGAUGAUGAGGAAGGGCAGCUCAAGACUGCCAGGCGUGCCUCCAUGGAGCUACCACUCACUCUGAGAUUCAAACAGCUCAAGGCCACAUCCAGAGAAACCGUGGGAGUCUACAGGUCUCCCAUUCAUGGCCGCGGUCUGUUCUGCAAGAAAACCAUCGACGUUGGGGAGAUGAUCAUUGAAUACUCUGGAAAUGUCAUUCGCUCUGUGCUCACUGACAAAAGGGAGAAAUAUUAUGAUGGAAAGGGCAUUGGCUGUUACAUGUUUCGGAUCGAUGACUACGAGGUGGUAGAUGCAACGGUGCAUGGCAACGCUGCCCGCUUCAUCAACCACUCCUGUGAGCCCAACUGCUACUCUCGGGUCAUCACCGUGGACGGCCAGAAACACAUCGUCAUCUUUGCCUCUCGCCGCAUAUUCUGCGGAGAGGAGCUCACCUAUGACUACAAGUUCCCCAUCGAGGACGCCAGCAACAAGCUACCCUGCAACUGUAGUGCAAAGAAGUGUCGCAAGUUCCUCAACUGAUCUAAACAAGUAAAAGAGGACUGAAGAUUUGGUGAGCAGCAAGGCCACAAUUUUCUGAGGGCGCCCCCUGCUGGGGGUUUGUUGUGGCACUAGCUCUCUGAGUUUGGUCCAUGUAGGACCACAGCUGCCAACUGUGCACCAACUCUGUCAGUGUUUCCGCUGCUGGUGUUGGCAGAACACGGCAGAGACAGAACUGUUGUGGGUCGUACUGUAUAUGCAGCUACAGCCACUUUAGUUUAAGGGCCAUUUGCAGAAAUUCCAACAUAUUGUGCCUCCUUUUGUCUCAGUUACAUUUGGCAUGGGACGUUUCACCUUUAGAGGUGAGGUAUGAAACGGUUUGAGCCUUCACAACAUUAAAUUACAAUAUUAACUUUUGGAUGAUAAAGUUACCCCAUCAUGUUCUUUUUUUUACAUUGCCACGUCCACUUAUACUGAGAUUUGAUCACACUAAAAAAUCAAAGAACUUGGUUCCAUUUUACACCAAAGUGCAAUUUGUUAAAGGGACUCGGAAAAGUAAUUUUACUAGAAAGACGAAUUAGAAACUUGUUAGAAUUUGUUUUUUUUAUUUGCAUCACAGUGUCGGGUGAUAAUGAUUCACAUCUCCCUGUGUGAAUGUGACCUGAUGCCUUCAGAGCCAUUGUAAUUUUACUGAAACCUUCCCCUAAAAGCUUGUGCAUUCAACACUGUAAAUAGGAGCAGCUAGUGUUUAUCAGCCUGAAAAUAGCUGUAUAGAUGGAAACACUAGGAGGAGCUGUGGCCACAGGAGAGAAGAGAGAAACAAGGAGGAUUGAAAUUUAGAUUGGUUGAAAUAAACUAAAGGUUAUUUUUGGUAGUUCAUGUAAAGGAGUGAUACCUGAGGUUGAUAUCAUCCUGUGUACUUAAAGCAACGUUUAGUCUGACAGCUUGGUAGCUACGUAGACUUGUUGUUGGGAUUAAGCGUCUGGCCUGAGAGAGCAAGGCAGCUAGAGAUUCUGGUGGACUGACAGCCAAGGGACUGGAAAACCCUACUGAUGUGCUUUAGUAGAAAUAUUUAUAAUUGAAUUUUUUUGGAGGUGUGAACUACAAACAGCCAUGGAUCUGACAGAACCAUACAGACGGAUGUGUUGUCAGUUUGUGCAUGCUGUUGUUGAUAUCAGACUUGUUGUUUUUUGGUAAUUAUAUAAGCUCAGAUUUUGAAUCACGUUCCAAAUUACAGCAGCAAAGAGAACCAAACAUUACACUCUUGAAUUUAAUUUUCUCACCACUUUUCUUCUUGGCCUGUUGUGAUAACCGUUACCAUGGAGAAGAUUUUAUUUGUAAAAGUCUUUUAAAGUCUUGUCUAUUAUCUGUCUUUUUAUUACGGGCAGGGAAGUAUCAUGCUUGCUUUUAAAAAACAAAACAAAACAACAAAUGUAAAUAAUGUAUAUUUUUCUACGAAAAGACUUAAAAGCACUCACUAGUGAAUAGCACUUAAUGAUGGUAUUUAUAUUUUUUAAAGAUCGUAUUUAUUUUAUUGCCAUUUUUGUAGGAAAUAGAGGUUUACAAACACUAAUGCUCGGUCUCUAUGUUUUGUAUUCCACUGCCUUUUCAAAGUUGUUUUUGUUGUGAUUUAUUUUUUUAAUUUGUAGCCUGAAUGUUUUCUUUGAUUCCAAAGACUGACGCUGGUCUGUGGCUUGGUCCCGUUUUUAGUUCAGUCCACCAGUAGCUCUUUAUCUAUCCCAGGCCGUUCAGUCGGAGCUGACAGUUUUUAUUUUCCGUUGUUCCAGUUCUAGCUGGCAGUGUGACAGUCAUACCAACUAUUAAUAUGCACUUGAGAGAGUUCAGAUUGUUGAUCCAUAGCCAAUAUCUCCUCUCUCCAGCCUUAUCGUCUCCACACCACAUCACACCGAGAAUCAAGUCCACUUUACGGACUGCUACGAGGCAGCCUCUUCUUGUCGCUAAUAAACUGUGGGUUGGGAGACUUGCAGCCAACUGUUCACAUGUGUAAAAACCCAACCAGAGUCCUGUUGGUGCAGUGUUCUGUCCCUCUGCAGUCAAUAGUAAAGAGGUGCCUUUAUUUUAAGCUACCAACGUCAUUCAGCAUCUGUGUUGAGCCAGUCCGUUUAUUUGGUGACCACUCACCAGCAUUUGGAAAUCACUUUCUCUUCUUUUGGUUAUUGUUCUUGUGGUUUGCCUUAGUCGUAAACGAGCAUGCCUUCAUGUGCUGGACCCAAUAUCGAAUUAGACUGUUUAGACCGACUCGUCCUGAAGUCACCUACUUCUGUUUUUGUCCUUUUUUUAAAUGAAAUUAUUCUGGCCCACCUCUCACUCUGACUUUAUCACCUAAAGGCCGUUAGCAGUUUCUCCCACACUGCCCUCUGUUGUUGUGAACGAAAAAGUGACCCACACAUUGGUUUGCACUUAAGUUGUGACACCGGCACAUAUGAAAUCUCAUCCCUUUCUCCAGAAAGACAAUGCAACUCUGAUGCAGAAAUAGUGCAUGAGGCCCCUGAGUUCAGUCAAACUUAGAACUGAACUUGGUGUUUGAGGCUCUAGCGAAGUGCACUUGACUUUAUUUUUUGUUUUUGCAGCAAAGUGAAGGCAGGGACCACACCAGCAGCCCAUUCCUUCCUGAAGGUGCAGCCUGUACAAACCUCGGCUGUGCUUGGGCCCAAGAUCAGGUCUUGUCUGACAGGUCGGCCUUGUGGUUUUACAGCUGCAACUACACCGGGCUCGCUGGGUUCUGCUGCUAAGGUCAACAAUGAAUGUAUGUUCCUCCUCCACAUCACCAGACUUGUGAUAACGUCGAAACUUUGUCUGCUACAUUUGUUUUCGGUUCCUGCGUCAACAACCCUGGUAGAUAACAGAUGGUGUUUAGAUGUGACCUCACGCUGGGCAGCAGGAGUUUCAUUUCAGCACUGGGAAUAAAAAACACCAACACAUGAACAGCAGUGGCACGUCUGCCUGUACGUCAACAGGUUCUUACUGAGUUAGCUCAACAGUUCAAGCUAGUAUCGGUGACGACACAUUUACUGAUGCCAAGGGCUCUGUCUACUACUUGCUUCUCGAGAUCCACUUCUGCAUUUUCAGGGUUGGAGGGUUUAGUGAACAAUUAGUCAGUGUAUUUCACUUUUUUUAAACAACAUAUAUACAAUAAGGAAAUGGUGUCUGUUGGUUCUUUGGACUUUGUUUUUCCACGCCACACCAGUGGCCCUUCUCCGUCACUAUCUGUAAUUAUAGUAUAAAUACAUGACAAUAAUAUACGGAAACAUGCAUAGUAAUUUCUUGUACUAUACAAUAUAUGGAAUGGACAGACAAACUUAGUUACAGUAGCAAAUCAGCAGAUUUAUAAAGGUUAUUAGCAAUGUUUCAAUGUACUCUAUAAUGGUUUUGUGUUACAGUAAUAUCAGAUGAAACUAACGUGCAUCAUUCUUUUGUAUAUUAAUAUCCAGUACCAGUUUUGCUGUGCCUGUGAGUGUUCCUGCACCAGCAAGGGACAUUGCAGUUUUUCCUUUCCUUUUCUUUUCUCUGGAACAGAAGUGGUUUUUAUGUGAUGAGAAAUAUACCUGUAUUAAUGUGGUUGUGAAUUCUUGAGGUCAGCCUAUUUUUAGUUUUAUUUUGCUUCGUUUGUUUGUUUCCCCCCUGGCUGUUGUAGUGAAUGUUUUUCUGUUAUUUUUUUCCUUUGUGCGUUUUAACAGGGACUUUUUAGACAACUUACUUGAUGUGGUAUAAAUGAAGAGCGUGGUUUGUGGAGACAAAUCAGGAGUCUUUAAACAUUUGCACCAAAAUGGCGUUUGUUUCAUUUUGGAAGCCUCUCGUGUCUCCCUGACCACCUCUCUCUCCUCCGAAGCUUUGGUUGUACUUAACAUGUACUGUUUUUAUAGAAAGUCAUAAUGCUGAUGUUAAAAACAUUUUAAUUUAUUAAUUUUGUGCAACAUCCACCCUGAAUUGUUCUUUUACAAGUCAAGGUUUGGGAGAGGUGGGACAAAUACUGAGUAUGUAUUUGUGUUUUUCUACUUGUUUCUCGUGUAUAGAAGUUGUCAGCCUAGGAUGGGAUGUGGUGUCACAGGGGGAGCGGAUGUAUGGAUCAUGGAUUGUGGACAUGCUUGCUUUUUUUAUGCCUUGAAUAUACCUUUGUCUUAUCAAUACUCCUCCUGCUCUCUGUAAUAACGGUGUUCAUAUGUUCAACAGUCAUAUUUCCUCCCGUUUUUAACAGUGUUCUUUCAAUACACAUCAACGAAAUGAAGGAAAACCACCACAGUGAAAAUAAACCACAAACUACUUGGUUGAAUGUAUAAUUAGGAAACAAAGUUGUACAUAAGUGUAAAAAGAAAAGUUUCUAAUCAUGUUUAUUUUC
This is a messenger RNA of Paralichthys olivaceus (Japanese flounder), 17927 nucleotides long. RefSeq names its product lysine (K)-specific methyltransferase 2A (gene kmt2a). Gene Ontology annotation, molecular function: histone H3K4 methyltransferase activity; DNA binding; zinc ion binding. Lineage: Eukaryota; Metazoa; Chordata; Actinopteri; Pleuronectiformes; Paralichthyidae. Gene Ontology annotation, biological process: positive regulation of DNA-templated transcription. The record is from RefSeq and is a predicted model, not a curated record. Gene Ontology annotation, cellular component: nucleus; histone methyltransferase complex.